Messenger RNA from Hydractinia symbiolongicarpus, 13847 nucleotides. RefSeq lists its product as uncharacterized. The transcript is spliced from 7 exons. Gene Ontology annotation, cellular component: cytoplasm; nucleus. NCBI's taxonomy places the organism in Eukaryota, Metazoa, Cnidaria, Hydrozoa, Anthoathecata, Hydractiniidae. Bases 267 to 4451 code for a protein of 1394 amino acids. The record is from RefSeq and is a predicted model, not a curated record. Gene Ontology annotation, biological process: regulation of barbed-end actin filament capping. Gene Ontology annotation, molecular function: protein binding.
UCUCGGCUUGUUUGUAUUAAUAAUCUUUUAUUAUCAAUUUCAAGAGUUACCUUGCAUUUAUAAUAGACACACUGUCCUCAUCAGAAGACAUCUGUCUAUGAUAAAACCUUAUUAAGUAAUGAUCUGUUUCCCAGAAAAUUUUAUGUAGCUUUUGUUUACAUGUAAUACUUAUGCUGUCAUGGUUCUCAGUUCUAUGUGCUUUGAUGAAAUAUCUUUGUUUUUCUUUACAUAGAGAGUAUACAAUCUAUAGAUAGAGAUUGUAAAAGAUGGCACCAAAAAAUAUCAUUAAACUUUGUGAGUUCUGGUUGAAGUUAUGUUUAUAUAUUGAAAACUUUAUUAAACCAGCGUUGUUGAAUGUAUUGCACAAUGUGAACAACCGUGGGUCAUACCAAGGUUUACCGUCUGAUCCAAACCGAUUAUAUAACGACUUGCGAAACCAUCUUGCCAAAUUAACUAAGUUAAAAGAUAAAAAGAUUAUAAACAGCGAUCAAUGGUUGCUUUUAUUUCCUGGUAAUCAGCAAACUGACUCUUCAAAAUUUGAUACAACAUUAAUUAUAUUGUUAAUUAUCAAUUGUACAACUUUUCCUCCUCCAAAUGGAGGUUGGAAACAAAAAUGUCCAGCAGCAACUGACACAACAAUUGGUGCUUUUAUUUUACAUGCAAGGGAAUUUAGAAACUUGAUUAUUCAUUAUGCCAACCCUGAUACUUUAGAAAAGUCAGAAUUUAAUAACAUCUGGUCGCAGGGUGACAAGAUUUUAAAUGGACUUGGAUAUACUGAAGAUACAAGUGGAUUAAAGCAUGAUUCAAUUGAUCCAACAAGGGUAGAUUAUUUUAGAGUGUUUCUGAAUCAUCUACAAUGUUGUCAAGAACAAUUGCAACGCAUAGUCGAUGAAAAUACAACUGAUAUCUCCAAUCUUCAGGGUUUAGCAAGAGAAGUAAUUGAAAUUAAAGAGAAUACAUCCAGCAUUAAAGAUUGUAUAUCCAACCUUAAAGAAGAUGUAAAUAAGGGUAAAAAAGAGCUGAACGUCGAAAUUGCCAACAAAAUAAACAAUGUGCUUGCAAGAAUUCAUCAUUUAAAUGAAACAUAUGAAAAAGAAAUUGCAGAAUUAAAUAACCGAGUCCUAUCCGUGGAAGAAAAACAGAAAAAGUAUGACAGGGGAAUUGAAGCGCACACAAAUAUCCUAAAUGAUCAUGAAAAAAGAUUAGGCAAGCUUGAAAAAGAAGGCUGCCAUAGUCCUUUCUUGGAAAAAGCUGCUUCAGACAUACCAAGUUAUACACUUUUCGAAAAUCACCAAAGUAAUCUCGUCGUAAAGUUUGAUGAAAAUUUCUUCAUACAGCAUAUACAGGCCACUAUUACUAACAACUCUCUGAAAUAUUCAAAACAGCUGGAAAUAGAUACCGAUUAUGUUAUGGAAACAAAGAAUGGAAAGUUACUUCUGAUGAUUUACACCAGCAAUAUGCAUCAUAUGAGUGACUUGUCAAUCACUUUAAAGGACAAUAAAAACAAAUUUACUUGUGUUUCGAUUAAAGAUAUUGAACUAGCAACUAUACAUAAAUGUGUAGCAAGCAAUCAUUUAAAUGUUAUAACACACAACAGUGGUGUAAUAUCUAAACAUAUAGAGUCUAUUUUAAAGAAGGAAACAAAAGAAGCAGAUGUCGAAUUUAUAUGUGGUGGAAGCCUUCAAAGAAUGUCAGCCAAAAAAUACGAAGAGUACGAAAAGAAUUACUCUUGUCGUUAUUUCACCAUCAAUGGCAAGUGCAUGGAUGAACCACUUCAAUUUCCACCUCCAAUCUGUAACCAAACCACUUCUGUAUUCGCACAGAAAAUAAAAGAUGUUAUACCAAAGUUAAAAUACCGUUUAUUUACCAUAUUUACACAUUAUGAUACCAAAGAUCAUAUCCAAUUUUUAAAACUAAAUGAAGAAUUUCCCUUAAACAACAAUGUAUCUAAUGAUAACCGAAUACUACUGGUGUUUUUUAAUACAAUCAUAAACAUUAGGUACAGCAAUACAACCAACGCGUUUGAUAUACAAGACGAGUUUAAAGCAGGCGAGACAGACUUGAUGGAACUGUCCCUAAUCAAUAAAAAAAAUUUUAAAAAUGGCAAUUGGGCAAUGGUUAAUGUUGUAGCUGCACCAAAUUUUGAAGUCAGCCAAGAUACUGAAGUAUGUGUUAACUGCAACUUGCUCUGUAAGAAAACAUUAUCUGAGGAGAGCAAGAUUCUGGACUUUUUUUCUAAACUUCUACAGAAUGCACAUGAGAAAAGCAGCAGUGCUAAUGCAAAAGAGCAAUAUAUCACAAUGGUUAGCAAAAUCAUGUGCUUUAUGGCCACACGUAAAGCACUUUAUACUGUUCCUUCACUUAGUGAUAAUAUUCACGAGCAAAUAAGUUCACUGAUACUAAGUAUACAGCAGCUUCGAAUUUUGUAUAGCAAAUGUCAGAAGAAAAUUAUAACUGGUCCGUUAGGUAGUGGCAAAACUGUUUUAGGGUUAUCUCACUUAGAACUUGCUUAUGAAUACUGUAAAGAAAACUCCAUCAUUUUCUAUGUAAUUUGGGAUGACAAAACAUUACUAAAACAAGACGUUUUCAAUUAUGCCAAUAGAUUUAAUUACAAGAGCAAGGUUGAUGUGAUAGUUACGGAUAUUGUUGAGUUAGCAAAGGAUUUAAAUAUGCAAAAGGUUCCGACACCUUUUCAGUUACUCAAGUCGUUAGUUCAGAAACACGUUGGCAAAAAGCUGCAUUUUAUUCUUGACGAAUUUAAUGGUGAGAUGCUUGGAAUUGAAGAGGCCUUAUCGCUAAAGCAAUACUUCAAAAUGGAAGCUAAGUUGGAAAACUCUUUUAUUGUUCUCUUGCCACAAUCCAUUGAAAAGCAUAGAUCCUUCGUUUCGCAUGAAACAAUCACAAAGCAUGACAAAUAUAAAUAUGAGGAAACAGGGUUAAAGUUAUAUAAGCUUGACAGGGCGAUGAGAACAUCUGAAUUGAUCUUUCAAUUUUUAAGAGCUUUCGAAAAUAAAGCAAGCAAAGAAAAAACGACCAUUAAACUUCCUUUAAAAGAUUCUCAAGCUAAAGCAACCAAAGAAGCUAAGCAGAAGAAUAAUACUGGGUUUUUUCGGAAAAUUCUACUAAAGAUCUUUGCAAGAAAAACAACACCCCGUAAGCAAGAACAACAAAAAUCAGUGCAAAGUCCAAACCAAUCACAACAACAACCACAUCAUUUGCAGCAACAACCACAUCAAUCGCAGCAACAACCACCACAGCAACAACAACCAAAAGAAAAUACUAUGCAUCACAUGGAAUUUGGGGAGAAGGAUAUAGACGGUCAUUUUGAGGCUCCAAUUGAUAUUGAUCGUGUUGCAGCGGCAAUCCAAGAUGAACAUCUUUCAGCAGAUGUAAGAACUGAUAUACAUUUUAAUUUUAAUUCAGCAGCGUUUAUUGGUCAUAAUAUAAAAGGUACCAAACCAUUGUUGAUACAUCCUGAAGAAAAGAAAACAGAAGAAGAGUUCAUUGCAACGUUAGCUUUAGUUCUUCAAGACAUUUGCUUGCAUUACAAUGCGAAGCGUUUAUUUAUUUAUAACACAUAUCAUCAAAUGACUAUAUUUUACAGAUUGCUGAAGCUAUUAAAAAUAGAAUUUUUGCAAUAUGACGAGUCUACUGACUGGAAAAUUUUAAAAAGCAAUGAAGAAAUCCCUAAUCUUUUGCAAUAUUCAAGCUACAACAUACUUACUACACCUGAAGGUAGUCGUGGCAUGGAAGCAAGUGAGUGCAUCUGCUUAAUUGAAAACAACGACUGCACAUUGAAACAUUUAACAUUGGAAUCGAUGUCUAGAGCUACACAAAACCUAAUCAUUGUUUCAACGUCCAACAUUAACCAAUCAAAGUUGGAUUUUUCAACUGGACACAUUAUCAGUGAGCUUCUGUCUUUGUAUUUAAUGGAAUAUCUUGUGACACAUUCUAAAGAUCUAGACACCGAAAAACCAUACACAAAUACUACAAACAACAAUGCCGGUAAAGUAGUUUUCAACGUUAAUACACGGUCAUGGCAAUUUGAGGAGUUGCUAAGCAACAUUAAAGAUAUUAAUCCUCCAGAAACAGUCCUUGAAAUUAAAAAUGUGACAGAAAUAAUUUUUAAAAACCUUCAUCCUCCCGAAAAGGUUGACAAGAUAACCUGCUUCUGUUUGUCAGAGAAAUCAUGUGAAUUACGUUGGCAGCAUAGUGCUGAUAAAUAUACAGUUAAAAAGAAAAGCAACGAUUUCGAUUGGAAAAUUUUGGCAAGUGGUAUUACAUCUAACACAUUCAUCGUAGAUGACAUCAGUAUAGGAGAAAUUUGCACAUUUUCAGUGGUUGCUAGUAACCAAGUGGGUCAAUCUGACGACAGCAUUUUUUCAUACCAUCAUAACUGGCGUCCAACGUUUGAAGGUAAGAAGAAUAUUUGUCAUUAUAUCAAAUCUUAAGGCCUUUGAUAUGAAUGUAACCGUAAAACACGGUGCAUUAUUAUAUUUAUUUGAUUUUCUGUGUGCAUGACAUGUGAAAGAUACUUAUUUUGGAUUAUUAAACAUAACUUGCAUUCCAUUUAAUAAAAAUAAUGACAAAAUAAACUUAAUGGCAGCUGUAAAUGGUUAAGGAGAUGUGAUAAAAAGAUUUUAAUUCAAAUUGAAGCAAAUAUUGUUACCAAAAAAAAACCCAGACCAUAUUUUGUGUGGGGUUUUUCAAACAUAUUAUGAUUAAGGGGGAUUCCACCCGAUCAAUAUCUUUUUUUAUAGACUUAUAUAGACACACAUAUGUAGUACGUCAUUAAAGGAACAAAAUGGCAGCAUUAAAUUUUUCCUUGUAUCAGCACUUUUUCUGUGAUGUCUUGAAAUUUGUCUAACAUACCAAUAUUCAAAAAGCUUAAUUUUACAUAUAUAUGUUUAUAGUUUCUGAGAUCCAAAUAAAGUUAUUUAACAUAUUCUCCAGUGUUUGCAUAGUUCACAUGAAAAAAUGCAAAAAGUGCCCGAGAAUUUGAAAAUCUCUAUAAUAGCCGUCGUCUGUCUGUCUCUGCGCAACAUGGUGUCGCAAGUAGCAAGACAUACGGAAAAUCCCAGCGGAUCCACGGCGGACCCCGUUUUUACCGGCCUUGUUUUGAUCGCUUACGCGUAAUAGACCAAUCACGAGGCUCCAUUUUUACUGAUGACCAAUCCAAGUGCUUCGCGGCCUCAGCAUGUCGACGGAGGAAACAUGCUACCCCUACAAAGGUCAUUUUGGUUUGGAAGUGACGUUUGAAAUUUGUAUGUCUCCUUUUGAACGAGGGUGCCGAUACGCUGCAUACGCUGGUAAAAGUGCGGGCGUUUUCGGGCGAGUUCGCCGUUGUAUUCACCCGAAAAAACCCGCAUAGGCCCGAACAAUGGCCGAAAAGAAAAAAAAACAGACAAGGAUGUGAUUCAAAAAAACUAUAAAAAUUAAAAUAAACUUACUAUGUGGUAGCGAAGUUCUUAAAAGAACUGUUAUUGAUGGUUUUUGAUAAAGUUUACUUUAUAAAUAACUUAUAUAUAAACUUUAUUAACUCCUUUCUCUUCAAGCGCCUCCUUCCCAGCUAUGGUCCGCAUGGUUUGUUACAAGGAAUUGCAUUUCAGGAAUGGUUCGGGCGGUUUCGGGGGACAACCGCCAAUUUUAUUCGAAAGGUCGCCUGAACUCGCCCGUAUAUAUGCAGGCGUUUGCGCCUUAUCGGCACCCUCUUUCUUUCGAUCCUUUUUUGUUCUGAGUACUUUGUAUCCUAUGGGAUUAUUUAGUUUCUGUGUGUUUUCACAUGUUAAGGUGAGUAUAACAUGACGUUUUCUAGCCAUGUAUAAAUCUUAAACAAAACAAUUUUAGGUGUUUAGCUAGCUAAAAACGUAGAUUUUGAGGCAGCUAGCUAUAGCUAUCUUUAUUUUUAUUCCUAUUCUUUUAAAGUUUUUUUCGAUUUGGUAUUUUGCGGAUGCCAGAAAUUUCGUAAAUCGAAAGUCGGAAAAAACCUGAUUUAGUACGUAAGUGUAUGAAAAACAUCCGAUUUAUGGAAUAUCAUCUCUAUUUUUCAUCAAAAUAUCAAAAAAAGAAUACUAACCCUAUAAUAAUAACUUAUAUUAUUAUAUACCUGUCAACUCUUUUUUUAUAUACAAUAAAUCUAAAUGUUCCAUACAACCACACAGUAACUGGUAAUUUAUCUCCUCUAAUUAUUAAUGCGGCAUGUUCAAAAUAAUUAUUUUUUCGGCCGCACUAAAUUAGAAUAAUUACGAUAAUACAGUCAGUAUAUGUUUUUUUUUCAAAAAGCCUCAAGUCUUUUAAUCCACUUUUGCAUAAAAAAACGGGUCAUGAACUGUUACGUACAUUAUAAAAUGUUCCACAUUCGAAGCGGUAGUUGCGUUCACUUCGUUUUUAUCUAUUUAACUAAUCGUUUUUUUGUGGUUACUCAAAAAACUGCUGGUUUUCUGUUGGCUAAUUCAAAAUUCUGGUGAUUCUCUGGUGGUUACAUCAAAUUACUGCUGGUUCCUACUUUUAGGAAAAGCGUUAUAUCCCAGUGGACUUAAUCACACAAGUUAGUAAUUUAAUAAACAAAAAGUGCUAAUCAACACUUUGGUGGCUAAUCAAUACUUUUAAUUGAGAAUACGUUUGUUUACAUCCCGGCGGACUUAGUCACACAAGUUUGUAAUUUACUGAACAAAAAUUGCUAAUCGACAUUUAUGGCUGCGACCGUAGGACUACAGUAAAAUCUGACUACACGCUGACUGAAAUUUUAGCAUUAGCGUUAUGUAGCUGGCUCAGUAUUAUAAUUGUGUGCAUGUAUAUACAACGGCGCCAAAACUAGUUCUAUUUUGCAGUUCUCUAAUUAUUGGUGGAUUGAGAAAGUUUUGUAAGAGGAUUUGUAUCCGAGAUCGGAAUCGGAUGGUUCUUGGUUUUAAAGCCAAUGAUUUAAAGGCCCGAAUAGACGGAACAAUUUUGUAGAUCAAUUUUCGAAAAAAUUUAUUUGUCGGAAUAUUGUUGAAAAAAAUACACGCAAAAAUUUUAGGUUAAUAAUUAUUCAAUUCUUAAAUUGAUUUAAUAUUUUUGUAUACAUACACGAUACAUUAUGAAGAACAAUCUGAAUCCAAUUUACAGUAAAAUGCCGAAAUCAAGCGCAGCGCUUAUCAGUGGUGAUAGCAAGAUUUUGAUGCGCUUAUCUGAGGGUAUCAGAACGAACAUCACUUUGUUCUUACUCAACACUAUCUUUUGUAUCCAAUGAUAAAUGAGUGGCGAAUUUUCUUUUAUAUAAGUAUUAUUUUAUAUAUAAGUUUUAUUUAUAUAAGUAAAACUAUAUAAAAUUUCGCAUUUUAAGUAAAACAGACAUUGUAUUCUAUAUCUUAUAUAUUUUUUUUUCCCUAUAUGCGCUUAUCUGAGGGGGUGCUUUUAAACGGGAAUAAAAUCUUGUAACUGUAUUUCCUUCACGUGAAGGAUUUGCUCCGUCACAGAAAUAAAAGGGGAGCUUAUAACACAAUUCUGAACGAAUUAAAAUUAGUGGUGUUUGAUACGAUCUAAACAUACUUUGUAAAAAAAAAUUAUAUUACUAUAAAAUUAUAUUACUAUAUAUACUUAUAUUAUAUAUUACUGAUAUUUAGUCGCGUUUCUCUUCACUACUAUUAACUCUCUUUUACGUGCAUAAACACAUUUAAAAAGAAUGAAAAGAUAAGUGUCGAAAGAAAGUGAGCAGACGCCGGUUUUCUUUGAAAUAAUAGACGAAAUGACGACGAGAACGGCAACCACGACAAGCGCAAAAGGAGCUUAUGCGCAUGCGCAAACAGGGGACUGACGUGAAAAAUGAUAUUUUGGCGUUUUGGGAAAACGUGAGAAGGAAAUGGCUGGCAGAGUGUUUAUAUUUGAUAAACAUGCAGAAUCAUCACCUUUUCACAGGUGAAUGAUGCAGAAGAGUUGUAUAUUUUAGCAUUAUUUUCAAUAUCAGGUCGAAAGUCAUUAAUCUCUAUGCUUGUGUGUGUGUGUGUUUGGAUUUUUAAAGGUUUGUUAUCAAAAAUAUUUGGUCAGUUCAGCCAAGGAGGUUUAAAGAGAAAAGGAGAUACAUCUCAGCAACGUCCAUUUAAAUUCUAUUCAAAUUUCUUUUGUUUACGUGCUCCUUUUAAGCCAUCCGUUGCGCCACUUUAGCUGUAUUUUUAUAUGCCGAGUGUGAGACGAGUGUUUUAACGACAAAGCAGAAUUUUCAAAAAACAUAUUAAAAGCUAUACCGAAAAUAAAUAAAACACAUGGCUCUGUUGAGCUAUAAGAAUUAAUGCUGGUGAAGUUUAUUAUCCCCACUUGCAAAACGAUUUAGCUGGUAUUUGGUGUCAAAUGGUUUCCCUGAGAUAUGAUAUAAUUUUAUAUCUUGUAGAUGUUUCUCUAUGUUCCCUUCUAGCACAGCGUCAGUUAAAAGAUUGAUAAAACUUUAAAAAAUAUUACUGCAGGAGGGGUUGCAUAUUAGUACAUAUUUUUUUCUUCAAAGUUAUUGAAUUUUCGGUAUAGAAUCGGUGCUCGGUGACUAUUGUUUCUUUCAUAGAACAAAAGAAAAUAUUAAUCAUUCGUUACGAUCUCUAAUUAUGCGUUUUUCGUUGGGGAAUGUUUUACUUUUAUUUCUUCGCGUUUUUGUUUUCUAAUAUUGUUUUUUUAUCUUUAAAAUACCAUAAUUUCCCUCAUAUUCGGCUGAUUUUACUUAUUUUCUGCAUGUACCACCAGAAAUGUUUAAAAACUGAUUUUAAAGCUUGGUUCUCACUAUGGGCUAACGAUGAGCUAACCAUAGUGCGCAUGUUGUGUUAGCCGAUUUCAAUUUUUGAGCUACAGGUACCUGAUAUGUUCAUUUCACGUUCACACAACAGCGCAUCGUUAGCUCUUUUGUAGCCGAAACUAAAACGAGAAGGAGCUAUGAAAAAGAAAGAACGAAAAAAAGUCUUGUUGCUAUUGUUACUUCGAAGAGGACGACGUAGCCUAGAAAGAAGAGCAUUAACAAAAUUGCAAAGAAGGAAAAGAUUUUGGGUCAGAGAAAUCUUUCUUAGAAGAAAAGAGCUUGGAGAAUACCAUCGUUUAUUUCAAGAACUUAAAGUUUCCGACAGAGAGUAUUUCUUUAGGUAAAAUUAUGUUCGCUGAUCCUACAGUCAGUUGUAUUUGCAUAUCACGAUUAGGGUAUCGGUGUUAAUUUUAUUAAGGUACUUGCGCAUGUCACCGGACCGAUUCGAACAUCUGUUGUCGUUGGUUGGUCUAGUAAUUCAAAGACAAGACACUCAUAUGAGAGAAUCGAUAUCAGCGGAACAGCGGCUGUUCAUUACCAUAAGGUAUCUAUCAAGUGGUGAUGCUCAGCAAUCUUUAUGCUAUUCCUUCCGUAUUGGCAAAUCAACAAUAUCAUCAAUUAUUUCGGAAACGUGUAUUGCAAUCUACGAGCAGCUCAAAAUCAAGUAUUUGAACGCUCCAAAUUCGCAGGAAGAUUGGCUAAGAAUUGCAGAUACCUUUGAAGCGAAUUGGAACAUGCCACAUGUAAUAGGAGCAAUAGAUGGGAAGCAUAUCCGGAUCCAAGAUUACACUCUCGCUUGCCUCAGUCUUCAUAACUAUUUGAGACAAACCGACAACGCUAUGUAUACUCCGCAGGGUUUCCUUGACUCUGAAAGCAAAGAUGGUCAGAUUAAGGAGGGAGAGUGGAGGUCAAUGAGAAAAAAUCUUACAACGAUGUUUCAAAACCUAAAUCCGAUUCGCGGGUCUAGAUAUAGUAAAGAUGCCCUUCAAAUGAGGAAUACUAUUACAGAUUAUGUUAAUAGUGCUGUUGGUGUAGUUUCGUGGCAAUACGAUUAUAUAAGGAGAACAAGUCACCACUCUUUCGGUUUUUAGUUUUUAUAUAUUAUGAAAAACGGUUAUAUAUUACAUGUACACUGUUUCAUUUGAUGCCUAGUGUAAUAUUUACAAGAAAAAAUAUUUUAAUUAUGCACCAUUCGCGUGUAAAAUCCAUUCCCCGGUGUACUCAUUGCAUCAUUUUGGUUUGAUGCAGUUGGUGUAACAAUACUAUUGUGAACUGGACUAAAAUGUGCCAUUUGGUAUUUAAAUAAAACUCCUUGAAUUUCGUGUUUCACCAAAAUAUAUUCCCGCUCUGAAAGCUUUCGCAAAUCAGCCGCCAGUGACUUCACAUACAAAUCGAUUGCAUCCAUCUCUUUUUCGGUGGAAUCAGCCUUAAUUGAUUUACCCAAAUCACGAAUUAAAUUGAGUUCCAUGUCAUCGAGGUAUUCGUUUUUGUUUGUUCUUCUUCGUUUUGCAGCGUCCUUGUCAUCUUUCGCUUGUCCGUUUGCAGGUCGACCUCUUUUUUUUAGAGUGCGCUGUUGUUGCUGUGGCACAGGUGAGGUUAAGGAACUUGUCCUACUGAAGGUUUCAGAUGCCCCAUCGUCGUUAUCGUCCUUAUUUUCGGUGAGAUCAACGGGCAACUCCGUGUCUUCAUCUCCCUCUUCAUCAGAACUAUAAUCCGUAUGAAUGUUGCUUCUACCCUCACGGACGUAUAUGAAGUUAUCUAGCCAGGAAAGAUAUUUGUACAACUCCAAAGCCUUUUCAGCUUUUUCACUCUCUUUGGUGGAUGUGCCAGAUUUUUUUGACUUCUUAAAAUCAUUCUUCUUUUUAUUAUACCUUUUUCGAAGCUUCUCAAAGGAGGUCUUGGCAGCAUUCCCUAGGAGUAAAAACAAUAAUCUUUCGUAAUUUUCCAGUAUGCGUUUUUAACAAGAAUACUUUAAAGCUGGUAUGACUUGAAAAAACAGAUAAUACACAUUGCCAAUUUGCACUUACCAUUUUCAAGGAAUUCGAGAGAAUUAGCCACUUCUUCCCACGCAUUUUUUACACAGUCUUUUUCUUUGUACCCCCUAUCCGUUUUGUCAAAAAGACAGGGAUAAUCUUUCACCCUGAAUGCUAACUUUUCUUCUUCUUCAAACGAAAGUUUUUUUAUUUUGUCAGCCAUUUAAGUUUUGAAAUGACCUUUUACAACGAAGCAUACUACUAUUUGUAAAAAAAUAAAUCGCUUUGAGCACGAUUUAUGUCGGCUUCCUUUGAAGAUCGCUGAAAGUGAGCUUAUCUCACUGUUAUCCGAAAAAAAAAUAUCAAAAAAUUUUAAUUUCGAAAAAUCGGCUAACGAUGAGCUAACGAAGAUUUUAGCGAAGAGCUAAGCAGGUACUUUUACGUUCACACUAUGGGCUAAGGUCUUAGCGCAUCAUGCGCACUAUCAACGAUCAAAAUACAAAGCAAACGAGUUUUUACCGCUAGAAAAAAUAAUUUAUAAUUAUGCAGAAAUAACAAUGAGCAACGGUUACUUUUAUAAUUUACGCGCGAGAUUUUAAAAAAAUUUGUUUACAAAAUUGAAUUUGAAAACAAUGCAGCAACCUGCAAAUCGGCAACGGAUGGUUUUAAUAGAAACUGUGGAGAUGUAUCUCCUCUUUUUAAACCUCCUUGGUUCAGCGAAACUAUGAAACAGAAAAGGAGCAAUCCAUUGCAAUGGUGCAGGCUCAACGAUCAUUAUUGUUAAAAUUGCUGUAAAAAAAGACAUUUCCCUAUAAACACGUGUUACAUCUUCAUAAACAUUUUCUAUUAGCUGUUGAUAUAUAAACAUUGUUUUCUGUUGAUAAACAUUUUAAAUUCUGUUGAUAUAUAUAUUUUAUACUUUUUUUUUCUGUUGAUAUACUGUUUUAUUUAUACAUUUUUUAUUCUGUUGAUAUUGUUUACAUCAUGUAUACAAAUGUUACAAUCUGCUUUUAAUUAAAAGGGUAUGUUUGCUUAAUGUGUGAAGUAUUCCUCAAUGAUAGGUGGUUCACAAUCAAAAAAAUUCGAAGUAAUUGACCCAUAGAAACAGCAUCUUGCAUUGUGUAACAAUACACACACAAUAUACAUUUUAGCCACAGGGCUCAUCCCAAUCUUCAGAUUUUUUUUGAAGUCCAUGAAUUUGAAAAAAUUGAUUAUGUCUCCAAACACCCACUCAACAGACAAUCUAACUGAGCUCAUUCUUGUGUUCCACAAUUUUAGCACCUUUGAAACCUGAUUGCAGGUGAACUCUCAGGUGUUAUGCUGGAUCACCAUAAAUACAUAGAGGCUGGUUAUUUCUAUCGAAUGAAUGUUGACGAACUUGAUUAAAUAAGCCAGAAUCUGCUAACAUACCACUAUCAUGCCUCCUCCCCUCAACAGGACCAUAAAGGUUUGCUACGAGACCAUUUGGUGCAACUACGGACUGGAAUUUAAUGCAAUGGUAUCUUUUGUGACCAUUUGUGAAGCAAAAAGCCCCAAUUCUCAUAAAUGACAUUUAGAAUAUGAUUUGAUAUCAUGCCUAUUUGAGGGACUGGCCUUCCAAACCUAAACAUAACAUCUUGGUACCUAAAAGGGUAUGCAAAUCUCUUCAAAAAUAUGCAAAGAGCUUCUUCUUUUUGCACAACCACUCCAUUGUAGCAUCUGACUUUGUCAGGCAGUUCAAAAACGUCACAAAGGCGGUAUAUGUCCCCUUUACAAAAUCUGAAUUCACCUUUAUAGUCAUCUUCAUUCAGUAAAUCCAAAUAAAAUUUUUCCUAGUUGUUAUAGCGAAGGUCAAGAUUCGAAGAUCUGUUUAGGUCAUAGAGGAGUAAACAUCCGUCAUCAUGUCUUAAGUUUUGGCAUAUUUCGAUUAAGUAAACAAGAGAAAACGUAAUGUAAGUUUCACGGAAGUCGAGAGCGGCGACGGCAACGGUCGAAAAAACUUGUGCUCCCGUUGACGUUUCGGUUUUCGUCGUCAUUUCGUAAAUCCCUAAUAUUGCUCAGACAAAAAGCUUUUUUCAUAACAUUUGUUUGUGACUACUUUGUUUGCAAGACCAAUAUUAAGAAUUGUAUAAGAAUAAUUAUAUAUUAAUUUAAUAUGAAACCAUGAGUUAACCAAAAUAUUAAAGCAAGGUCAGGCUAACAUAGGUUGAUUCUAGUUCACGGUGAAAGCCUCACGGGAUAACCUAGAGUCAAGACUGUCUGACCAAAAACAGGUCGGCCCAACAUAGGUUGAUUCUACUCGGUGAAAACCUCAAGGGUUACCUAGAGUCAAGACUGCUUAACGCAGGUCAGGUCAACAUAGGUUGAUUCAAAUCCCGUUAUGAGACAUGAUAUUGAUAUUGUCAAUAACGAAAAGUAGCAAAAACAAGGCGGAAUUUCGAUCUUCGGAUUCCGGGUAAAUUCGACAAAAUUCGAUUUUUAUUCUCGGGAUUUUUUUGACUAGCUCGCGUGACAAGGUUAACCUAGUCUAAAUCCGCGCCUGACCGUAGUUCAAGUCCUUGAUUCUUUACAACAAAUUUCACAAUAGGAAAGAAAUAAUUCAAUAAAUCGUGUAAAUAUAAAGAAAAAUGGGUGUUUUGUUGCUGACGAAGCUUGAUAAUUGCGUUCAUGUUUAAUCGCGUCAAUUAUUUCGCAGUUUUAGUAGGUGAGGAAGUUGCAAAAAAAAUAAUUGUCGGUAGCUUGAGAAAGAAUUGUAAGAGAAUUCAUAACCUAGAUUGUUCUUAUUUCGUAAGAAAAUUACGAAUUAGGCUGUUGUUCUGAAACAAAUGAUUGAGUCGAGGCUAUGCUUGUUCUGUCUCUAUUUUUCGGCAAAAUCCGAGGCCUUGUCUUCUUAAUAAUAUUGUUCUUAUAAAACUUGUGCACCAAAAGUCAAAAAUUAAAAAAACAGAAGUGGUUCCGGAAGCGGGAAAUAUAUUUUUGUCGAUAUACAGACUAUUAGCGUAAAAAUAAAAAAUUGAAAUCACGUGUUAAAAAAUUUCUUUGACGCGCCUCAGAGGAAGGAAUACAGACAAAAUCGAAUAUUUUGUAUACAAUUUUUCUAUUUUUAAAAGCAUAACUUUCUUCCCUAAGUAAAAAAUUUU